UGUGGCGUUGCGCCGUUUCCUGUGUGAGCGUGCUGCAGCAUGGCGGCGUGCAGCAGCAGCAGGGCUGUGAGGUCUAUUCUGUUAAACUGCGGGAAAUACAGCCGAACCCCGCGCCGGCCAGCACACAGCCUCAACCCGCAGCUGUUGUACAGGCAUGUAUGCCAGUCUGCAGCGGUGUGGGGGAAGAACCUGGCAGCAGCAGGUCCGGAGAAGUUCUCUGAAGAAUACAUUAAAAAGCAGAUUGAGGAGUUCAGCAUUGGCAAACGGCACCUGGCCAACAUGAUGGGAGAAGACCCAGAGACGUUCACUCAGGAGGAUAUCGACAGAAGCAUAGCCUAUCUCUUUCCCUCUGGCCUGUUUGAGAAACGAGCGAGACCCGUCAUGAAACAUCCAGACAUAAUAUUUCCGAAACAGUCAGCGAUUCAGUGGGGUGAAGAUGGACGACCUUUCAACUUUCUUUUCUACACAGGCAAACAAGCCUAUUACUCUCUAAUGCACGAGGUGUUUGGAAAAGUUCUGGCCAUCGAGAAACGUCAGGACCGUCUGAGAAAUGAAGAUACUACAGACAUCAAACAGAUAUCUCUGACUGGCAGCAGAUGGAUGCUGAAGGAGGAGCUGGAGGACCUGCUGGUUGAAACUAUGUCAGACCACGAUUACUCGCGCUUCCUCCAGCUGAUGGAGCGGCUGGUGGCCCUGCCCUACAGCAGUCUGGAGGAGGAGUUUGUGCAGCGAUUCCGUCAGCAGCUGGGGGUUCAGUCCAGUAAGCAGGAGAUCCCUGCUCUGCAACACGAUGAGAAAGGAGUAGCCUUCUGCCAGGCUAACGGCAGGAGAAAAACAGCCAGUGCCAGCAUCACACUCCGAGACUGCAGGUCUGGAAACAUCAUGGUCAAUGGGAAGAGCUACCUGCAGUAUUUCCCCAUUCUGCAGGACCGGGAGCAGCUGAUGUUCCCGCUGCACUUUGUAGGCAUGUUGGGCAGGUUUGACGUGGAGGCCCAUGUGGAGGGCGGCGGUCGCUCAGCCCAGGCUGGUGCUCUGAGGCUCGCCAUCUCGAGGGCACUGCUCAGCUUUGUGUCGUCUGGAGAGAUGGAGACCAUGAGGCAAGCUGGCUUGCUGACAUCAGACCCCAGAGUGAAGGAGAGGAAGAAGCCUGGCCAGGCUGGAGCUCGGAAGAAGUUCACCUGGAAAAAGCGUUGAGCAGCAGGGGCAGUGUGAUUUUGUGGUUCCAGAGCCCAGAGUAAAGGCCAAUUGAUAUUUCUGCGUCCAACCUAUGCAGUAUCAUAGAAGCAUACACAUACGUAUAAACCAGACUUAAAGAAGACUGGAAAAUUUCCUGCUACAUCCUCAGCAACAGCAACCAUUUAAUUUAUAUCCUGAUGCACUGUAUAAAACCCAUAAAUAAAUAAAAAUAAUACAAUCUGGUCUGAAUUACUUUGGUCAAACAUUGUAUGUGGCCCCAGAAAUAUAAAUGUAUGUCUCUACAUGCCUGUGUAUAAAGUAAUAUUCUCUAUUCCAAUAAAAAGCAAUGUUUUCAUAUA
This is a messenger RNA of Astyanax mexicanus (Mexican tetra), 1535 nucleotides long. It is a transcript of the gene mrps9, whose product is annotated as mitochondrial ribosomal protein S9. Gene Ontology annotation, molecular function: RNA binding; structural constituent of ribosome. The record is from RefSeq and is a predicted model, not a curated record. Gene Ontology annotation, biological process: translation. The transcript has 11 exons. Lineage: Eukaryota; Metazoa; Chordata; Actinopteri; Characiformes; Acestrorhamphidae. Gene Ontology annotation, cellular component: ribosome; mitochondrial small ribosomal subunit. Bases 40 to 1194 code for a protein of 384 amino acids.